AUGCAGAUUACACGGCUACGACCCCGCCCCACUCCAGCGACGUUGAUGGGCGUGUUGCGCGUGAGCUACAGCCAGAGAGGCGUGAACGACUCCUCGUUACACGCGUACCUACACACACCCGAAGCAACGGAGGGACCUCGUGUUGCACGUCUCCCUUCCACAGAUCUGUGGUGUGAGUGUUGUUGACGUUCGUGUGUAAGGCAAGUCAAAUCUUCAAGCAACUCCUCCUGUUAGGUUUGGGUUAUUUCGACGCGGUGUGGCAUCUCGUAUGAACAGGUGCUUCACGGGAGAGCCACGGGAGCCGAGGCGGACCUCCCAGCGCGCAAGCAGCGGAUGGGUGGUGAAUUCUGAUAGCACCGGUUGCAUGCCGUUGGCUCUCCCCGCGGACGCAACACACACCACUGCCCGCAACGUUGAGAGUUGAAGCGAUUGUGCAUUUCUGCCAUGGCGCAUCGACUGAUAUAGACGCGCAGGGACACACACACUUAUAGCCAAAGGCAGAUAUUUGGACGCUUGGAUAGAUUACCCACCCUGCUCUCCACAUGCCGGACCUAAAGGACUCAAGCAUGUCAAACGUGGCCAAGUUCAAGAAGGACAAGGAGAUCAUUGCUGAGUAUGAGAGCCAGGUGAAAGAGAUACGGGCUCAGCUGGUGGAGCAGCAGAAGGUUCUGGAACAGCAGACGGACAUGCGAGUGCAGCUGCUUCAGGAUCUACAAGAUUUCUUCCGAAAGAAGUCGGAGAUCGAGAGCGAGUACUCGCGGAACUUGGAGAAGCUCGCCGAGCGCUUCAUGGCCAAGACACGCAGCACCAAGGAUCAUCAGCAAUACAAGAAAGACCAGAACCUUCUAUCUCCAGUGAACUGCUGGUACCUGCUCCUAAAUGAGGUUCGCCGUGAGAGCAAAGACCAUGCCACACUGAGUGACCUGUACCUUAACAACGUCAUCACACGCUUUGCUCACAUCAGUGAAGACACCACACGCUUGCUCAAGAAGAGUAAAGAGAUCAUCUUCCAGCUACAGGAGGACCUGAUGAAGGUUCUAAACGAGCUCUACACGGUGAUGAAGACCUACCACCUGUACAACAGUGAGACUCUGAGUGCGGAGACGAAGCUCAGGGAGGCGGAGCGCCAGGGGGAGCGGGGGAGUCGCGGUGAGGCCGUGUUCGGCCUGCGCACCGAGGACCGCCACCAGCGCCGCAACAACGCACGCAAAAUCCAGAAGAUGAAAGAGAAGAGGCAGGCAAAGUACUCUGAGAAUAAGCUGAAAGUGAUGAAGGCUCGUAACGAGUACCUGCUGACUCUGGAGGCCACCAACUCGGCGCUCUUCAAAUACUACGUAAAUGACCUGUCCCACCUCAUUGACAGCUGUGACCUGGGCUACCAUUCUGGGCUGAGCCGGGCUCUGCGCACCUACCUAUCAGCCGAGUAUGGUGUGGAGACGGCACGGCACGAGGGUCUGGACAUCCUGGAGGGGGCGGUAGAGAGCCUGGACCCGGGAAGUGACCGUCAGCGCUUCAUGGAGACGCACCCGUCGGCAUUUACACCACCUCCCAGAUUCUCCUUCCAGUCACACAUGGGGGACCAGGUGGUCCAGCUGACCGCAUUGCCUCAGGUGCAGUCAGAGCUGCUGCUGCGAUACACACAACUCCAGUCCCGCCUCUCUACGCUCAAGAUAGAGAAUGAGGAGGUGAAGAAGACGUGGGAGGCGACCCUGAACACCAUCCAGGACCUGGUGAGUCUGGAGGACUUUGACGUGUCCGAGAGCUUCCAGAGGAGCCGCUCCACCGAGUCCGUCAAGUCCAGUGUCUCUGACACCUACCUGAGCAAGCCCAGUCUGGCCAAGAGGAGAGCCAAUCAGCAGGAGACCGAGCUCUUCUACUUCAUGAAACUCCGUGAGCACCUCGAGGGAAGUAACCUAAUCUCCAAACUCCAGGCCAAGCAUGACUUACUGAAGAAGAGCAUAGCAGAUGGGUAUAGAGGAGAUGUAUUGACCACGAGCAGACGACGAAACUCCCAUAGCAGGCAGCAGGAACAAGGAAAAGCCAUUCCCCUUAUCGUGGAGAGCUGCAUAAGAUAUAUUAACCUGCAUGGAUUACAGCACCAGGGAAUCUUCAGAGUCUCAGGAUCUCAAGUGGAGGUCAAUGACAUCAAAAAUUCUUUUGAACGGGGAAAUGAUCCGCUGUCAGAUGAGGAGAACAGUCCAGACAUCAACUCAGUGGCUGGAGUUCUAAAGCUCUACUUCAGGAACCUGGAGAACCCACUGUUCCCCAAAGAGCUCUUCAAUGAGAUGAUCGCCACCGUGCGCAUAGAAGCUCUAUAUGAUAGGGCCCUGAGCAUCCGUAAGAUCCUGACAACAGCACCUCGCCCCUCAGUGGUGCUGAUGAGAUACCUGUUUGCCUUCCUCAACCACCUGUCCCAGUACAGCGAUGAGAACAUGAUGGAGCCGGGGAACCUGGCCAUCUGCUUCGGGCCGACGCUCAUGCCCACGCCGGAGCUCCAUGACCAGGUGUCGUGCCAGGCCCAGGUCAACGAGGUCAUCAAGACCAUCAUCAUCCACCACGAGACCAUCUUCCCCGACCGCAAGGAGCUCGACGGCCCGCUCUACGAGAAGUGCAUGAGCGCCACAGAGUACUGUGAGAGUCCAUACAGUGAGUCCGGAGCGCUGGAGGAAGGAGAACAGGACGGAGGGACUGAGACCCAGACCAGUGAGGAUGAGGCAGAGCCCCUUGAGGCCAUAGCAAAGUUUGAUUACUCUGGUCGCUCGGCGCGAGAGCUGUCAUUCAAGAAAGGGACGUGUCUUCAGCUGUUCCAGCGUGCGUCAGACGACUGGUGGGAGGGGCGUCAUAACGGCAGCACUGGCCUUAUUCCCCAUCAGUAUAUCAUACUGAAGAGGUACACACACACUCAUCAGUACAUCAGACUGAAGAGUGACACUGAGAGUGUGAAGGUGAAAGCUAGCAGCCCUUCUGAGAGCAACAGGAGUCUGAGCUCACCGACCGAGGGCAGAGCCACAGAUUCCUUCAUCAGCAGGCACAGGAAACGGACGGAGGCUCUCCUGCGGCGCGGCCCCGGACGCCUGAGCGAUGGCCACUGCCAUGGCAACGGCACCGGCCUGGAACGCAGCUCUCCACCCGUCACAGUGACGGUCACAGGGCACUUCAGCCCUCGGGAGCUGCUGCGCGGAAUCACGCACAGCACGCAGACGCUCACACACACGCAGCCGUCGCACGGGCACUCACACAGCCCGCACUCGCACAGCCCUGAGAGGCCGCGGCAGAGGGGCAGCCACAGUGGAGGUGGCAUCAUGGUUACCCGCCAUGAGUCGUUGCGUCGCGACAGGGAGAGCCCGCCCACUCACUCGCCCUCACAGAGCAGGGCCCGGACACUUAACCCACACACCAUGGCACAGGAGAUCGAGGAGACGGUGGCUGCAGCUCUGAGUGGUUUGCGUGUGCUGGAUCGCCAGUCUACUGGCAGCAGUGGCAGUAUGUGUGUGCUGGACCGCCCUCCCGGCGGCAGCAUGUGUGGGUUGGAGCGCCCCGGCGGGGGCAAGCAGGCCCCCGACCUUGUGCUGGACACCCUGGAGCAGGUGAAGAACGGGCCGCCCGUGGCACCCUCUGGCUCAACCCCCUCCAGCCUCUCCAGCCCUUCUGAUUCUCCAAGCCCCAUGAGCCCCCUGGGCCCCUCCUUCCCGCCCCUGCCAGGCCCCGCCUCUCGCAGGAGCUCCGCCCUUUCUGAGCCCCCGGUCACAUUUGAACCGGUGACCUUUAGCCCCGUGGCCAUAAGCCGGCCUCCCGUGCUGCGACCCAAGCCGCCAGUCAUGCCCAAAAGCCACACCCCCUCCCAGCAACCCUCCCCCACACAGCACCUCCCCCCUGAUAAAUCUGGCACCAUGUGAGCAGAACCAGACUAGACUGGACCGGUUGGAACUGGACUGAGGCUUGGUCUGACCCAGACUUGGUCCGGGUCAUGACUGAUGUACAAAGAGAGAACUGUAGGGCUGGUAGCUGAUUGGUCUGAUAGAUUUAGCCAGUGAAAUGUCUGUGUGCUUUUUAGGUGGGUGUGUGUUCCCUCAGUGUAUGCAACCGAAUCAAUGUGUGUUUUUGUGUAUUUUCCUCCUGAAGAUUCAGAAACACUCAAACACACUGACAUGCACACACUGAGGGAUCCAUGUACAGGACUAGCACCCAGUGAUUCCGGAAAACAGUGGUAUAGGUGUUCAUGGGAAAUGUAGUCUUUCAGUGGAGUGUGUUUAGUGCUGUGAGUGUUAGGGCCUUACUGCCACAGAGAGAUCAAACUGCUGCUCCAAGGGUUUCUUUUGAUUGGCUGAGAAAACUGCUGUGUUUCCAUGGUUUUGUUUGAUUGGCUAGAAAAGCUGCUAUAUUCCCAUUGUUUCUGUUUGAUUGGCUGGAAGAAGCUGCUGUAUUUCUCAUAGUUGCAUUUGAUUGGAUGGAAGAAGCUGCUAUAUUCUCAUGGAGAUGUUUGAUUGGCUGAUGAUAGGACGUGAAGCUGGUGCCUGAUUGGUGAAAGGUUUUAGCUCACAGGAAGAGAGUGCUGAUGGGAACUGUAGUCAGUAAGCUUUAUUUAAAGCCACGUGGUGCAUACACAUGGCAUCUUCGAGUGCCAGACACUGAAUGUAUUUCUCCUGAAUGUUUUUUUAUAUUAUUUCACACGGAUUCACACAUAGCCUUCAUUACCUUGAAGAAGCCUUGGUGACCGUAGUAAUGUUAGGACUGUAGUCCUUAUCACCACAGAAAAACCCUUUCGGAUACAUUUGGUCGUUUGGAGCACACACUCCAGUUUUUAUCUCAAACCACCGCACACACACAUAGAAACCUGUCCCCCAUACACACACACACACACACACACACACACACUACAUAUUCAUGCCCCUGCACAGUGUUGGACACACACACAGUCUUGUUGAUGUGGCCCAAAUCUAGUCUGAGGACUCACUGGGCGCGCUGCUGUUGCAUCAUGGGACAUUCAAACUCCAGGGCUUCCAUCGCCAACAGCAACCACAACCUGCUGGCGCUACUCCCUCUGAGGACCAAUUGCAAUUGCCGUUUCGACCAAUACAAACGUCCCAUGUACUUCCAGUGUGUGUGCCUGUGUGUGUGUGUGUUGUUUAUGUUGAGAGAGAGAGAGAGGAAGAGUGUGUUGUCCUGUUUUCAGACUCACCCAUGAGAACAUUCCUUCACUUUAUGUCCUGUGUGUGUGUGUGUGUGUGUGUGUGUGUGUGUGUGUGUGUGUGUGUGUGUGUGUGUG
Molecule: messenger RNA, 5266 nt
Organism: Clupea harengus (Atlantic herring)
Lineage: Eukaryota; Metazoa; Chordata; Actinopteri; Clupeiformes; Clupeidae
Gene: srgap1b
Product: SLIT-ROBO Rho GTPase activating protein 1b
Biological process (GO): signal transduction
Molecular function (GO): protein binding
Source: RefSeq, a predicted model, not a curated record